This is a messenger RNA of Ectocarpus sp. CCAP 1310/34, 1795 nucleotides long. NCBI's taxonomy places the organism in Eukaryota, Phaeophyceae, Ectocarpales, Ectocarpaceae. The record is from the annotation of a GenBank genome assembly.
UCUCUCUCGGUCCACCUCGCGUUGCGGGUGUGCUUUCUUCCGUAUUUUCCGAGCGGCGACUUUCCUCGCAUCAAUCUAUCUCUGCAGAGCUCGUUUCUUGCCUGUGGUGUUUUGACGAGGAGGGUGCAGCUCUCCCUCCCCGCGGUGCCCGCGGUUGUCUCCCUUCUCCCGCGAGCGGUGCUUACUGACGUGGUGUUUACGAAUCUCCCUACUCCUCCAGCUUCGUGGGCCACGCUUUCCGCGACGGUGGUUGCCAGGUGCAGUUUGCCGCUUUGCAUUUCUGCCGCGGGAACAUUGUCCAUACACACCUCUCGCCACCACCACCGUCUGUGCAUCCUCACCACCUCGCUGAGCCAGCGCGGCGGUGAGUUGCACCUUGGGACACCACCCGCCUACUAUCUGUUGUGGCCUGGUUCGCCCGCGAGGGACUCACUAGGUCGAUUUCGGCCCCGGCUGGAGAGCAGGCCGAGGGGAAGGCUUUGUAGCCCGCUGUGCGCAGAAAAGCCAAGGUUGGUUGUGGACUUAUUAUUAAACCUUCCAGUGAUCAGGUUCGGGGGUUCGAAUCCCGGCGCGAGCGAGCUUUUCUGGCAAGGGGCCUGGUACGGUCGUCGGCGUCGACUUCUUCGGACCUCUGCCAGUGACUGCCAAGUGCAACUCCUACAUUUUGUUGUUCACAGACCGUUUCAGUCGGAGAGCCGACAUGUUCGCAGUCACAGCGGCGGAAUUUACGGCGAGAGGGACGACUCACAUCUUCGUCAACCAAUAAUUGACCAAGCGGGGAUGUCCGACUACGUUAUUGUCGGACAACGGACUGCAUUUCUGCUCGAAGCUCUCCAUGGCGAUCUACGAGGUGAUGAAGAUCAAGAAGGUCACCACCAGCUCCUACCACCCACAGACCAACGGCGGCACUGAACGCGUCAACCACACGAUGGCCCAGAUGCUUGCGGUGGUCGUCAACGAACAGCAAAACGAUUGGGACAUACAUCUGCCGCACGUUGAGUUUUCCUACAACAAUUCCGUGAAGCAGUCUACUGGAUUAGCGCCAAACGAGAUUCACAUCGGACGCAUCCCGCGACUCCCGCUUUCGGUCUUCGAUCAUCCCACGGUAGGUGGUCAUCAAAGCUUGGCCCGCGAUCAACUAAAGUAUUGCAACCUGGCUGUCGAUCGCCAGCGCCGGGCCUAUGAACUUGUCCGUGAGUACAACGCGCUGAAGAUUUCGCGAGUCGAACGCCGAAAUUCAUCCCUGCUGAACGACAUUGGCAAGCUCCCUCAGCUUACCGUUGGCGCGUGGGCUUGGGUGUACAACACGGCUGCUAAAAUUCGACAGGGCGUGUGGAAGGACACGGACCAACAGGUGCUCAAGGCCAAAUUCGCACUUUUCUGGACGGGGCCCUACAAAGUUCUUGCGGUGGGUCCCACCUCUGCCGACGCCACUCCGGACGGCCGCCCGUUGGCGCAUAAACUCCUCUACCUGGACCUGCCUUCCGAUCUUUCCGGCCCGGCAGCUCGUUGUCGCGUGUCUGUCCUUCGUUGCAAGCCCUGUCGCAAUCCGUACGAGACGGACGACUUGCCGCAAUCUCUGCCCGCCGAGCUUUCGCGUUAUGUUCUGCACUCUUUCGGACAUAAAUGUCCACCUUUCCACGUCACCGCGGAUGAUGUGUCGGUGCCUGUCGGGCGCCUCGAGGUCGACUACAUCUCGGGACAUCAACUGGUGCGGGGCCGUAGCGGCGUUCUCGCUGUCCUGGUAACCGUACAUAUCGAGUGGCUCGGACUCGCGCGGCACAGCGGGAGCUAG